AUGGCAUCAAUGGAAAAACAACUCGAAUCAUUAACUGAAUUAGUUAAAGAAUUAACAAAUCCAACAAAAUCAAAAACUGUAUUAGAUUUUUAUAAUAAAUCUUUACAUCAACAAUUACAUGAAUUAAAAAUUAAGACUCAUACAUUACGUAAUGAUUUAUUCUCAAUACGACGUAUGCAACAAUCAUUACAAGAGAAUUUUAAAAACGAACUUGAACAAGCAAGCAAAAAAAUUCAAGAACGAGUUGUACGAUUAAGUCAAAAUGAAAAAAUCCGUCAAAUUGAAAAUGAAUUCGAUUUAUAUGUUAAGAAUCGUACCAAAAUCGAUCAAGAUCUUGAAGAUUUAGAAAUAACAGUUGAAGAAUUUCAACAUGAUAUCAAAUUCAAACAAUGUUAUGCAACAAUAAAUGACGUCGAAACUUUUGCAUUAGUACUUAGUACAAUAAGUCGUUCAUUAGUCGAUUUAAAAACUACUUUUCCUGUAUUACGUGAAAAGCUUUCUAUGGGUAGUCAACAAUCAAUAAUAAAAUUUUUACAUGAUGAACCAGAACGUCUUGAUUAUACAAUUAAAAAAUGUAAACGUUUGACAACAAUGCUUUAUCAACUAAAACAAUUAGCAAGUAAUCAAGAACAUAAAUCAUCAAGAAAAUUUUCAUUGAAAAUAAAUGAAAAAUUAGUUGAUCGAAAACGUUUAUUAGAAGAAAUUCAAACGGUUACAUUAAAUUCUGAAGGAAGAAUUAAAGCUAUUGAAAAAGCAGAAAAAUUACGACAAUGUCGUUUACAUUAUGAAAAUCAAUUAGAAAAUCUUAAACAAAUGAAAUCUACUUGUGAUCAAAUUAAUGGAUACUUCGAUAAUCGAAGUUUGACAAAUUCUUUAAGUACUCGAACAAGUAUAUGUUCAACUGAUUCGAACAAUUGUUCAUCUCCUUCAUCAUCAUAUGUUCUUCGUCAAGCAUUAAUAACUUCACCAAUAACAAAUGAUUCUAAGACUCAUUUACAAUCAUCUAUAAAACCAACAUCAAAAGUAACAUUUUCUCAACAAUUAAUAACAAAUGAUAAAUCUUUAUUCAUAAAUAAAAAACCUAAACCAAAUCCUCCACCACGUAUUCAAAAUACACCAUCAUCAUCAAUUAUAUCAACUGCAUCAUCAAGUUCAUCAUCAUCGACAAGUGGAAAUUCACGUUUUUGUGGUAUUAUACCAUUAUUAUCAGUAGAUCGUCGUCUUAAUGGACGAUGUUAUUCAUUUUCAUCAUCAAGUACUGAUACAGAUUCAAAUAUAUCAAAUUCUCAUAAACCAACAAAAUUAAUUAAUACAAUAUCUCAUCAGACAACAUUAAUGCGUGCUUCUGUUACUGAUUUGUAUUUGAAUAAGGAUUAUAAUCGCAUACUUGAAAAACAACCACGAAAUCCUAUCGGCCUAUCGAAAUUCGGCGUACAAGAUAAUUUAGAACAGCAUCCUCUUGUUGGCACACUUUCGAUUCCUGAUCCUGUACGUUUUUCUCCAUUGCAAAAACAAACUCCGGACUCUUCUAAUGAAUCAUCACAUUCUCAAUUAGAUCAGACACCAAUACAGUCUCUUCAACCAACAAAUCUCUCACCUGUAAUCGAUAAUCAAAUACAACAGGAACAAUCUCCACCAGAAAAACAAUUAAUUAUCCGAAAUCCUUCAUACUUUUUACAAUCUAAUUUUCAAAUGUAUAAUCAAAAAAUGAAUAAUGAUGCUCAUGUAAUAGCUCGUUCUGUUAUUAAUUUCAACAAUCAUCAACGACUCAAUAAAUAUCAAUUAUCACCACUUCGACCUAAUCGUACGAUAAUUGAAUAUAAUGGGAAACAAUUUCUAACAGAAUUAAGAGAACGUAUGGAACAACGUUUUGUAGAAAUUUUUGAUGAAUAUACAGGUCAAAUGAGACUAUUUGAAGUUACAGAUUAUAUACCAACUAGAAUAAUACGAUCAAUAACGGGUAAACCUCAAUCUCAAAUACAAAGAAAAGCCCUAUUCAAUCGUGUACCUCCAAGAGUUCCUUUAAACCAAAAUUCUAGACGUCUUCCUAUGGCAAGUGAUCGAAAACAAGCACCACCACCAUCGAAUCUCGUUGAUUUCAAAGAUUUAAAUAACCGUAAAACUCUCGCACGUGAAUUUGAUCAAUACCAUAGUGGUGCUGGAUUACCAGUCAAUAAUAAUAAUAACACUAAUAGUGCACCUCCUCGAAUUUCAUCUCAAAGACACGCAACAAAAUAUGAUCCAAGGAAUUCAAGUUCUUCUUCUUCUUCUUCUUCUUCAGACAAUUCUCAACCUAAUGCAACAAAUUCGUUUCCAACAUCUUCACGAAAUGUACCUGGUGAAUAUUCUUCUGGAUCAUCUCGUUCACAAGCACCGUCAUUCCAUCCACAUAGUCCAACUGCUGAUAGUUAUAGUAUAAACUCAUCUGAUACUAAUUCUAGCACUUCAUAUGAUGAUUCAGACAGUGAAGCCAUUGAUCGAACAUUACCAUCAUAUAAUAGAAAUGCUCAAAGUAAUCGAAAUAAUACAAACACUUCUUAUGGAACGACUAGUGGAUAUAAUUCACCAACACAAUUUGAUCCAUUUGCAAGAACAGUGAGUACAGGUGAUCAUCAUUAUGCAAAACGACCCGGUGUUAACAAUUAUUCACAACCGAUAAUAAAUAAUCGAGGAUUUCAACAAAGUACUGCUUCUGAUUACGCACCUAUUCCAACGGGUCAUAAGCAAUCGAAUCGAAAUCAAUAUUCUCCUGGAGAUUCGGAUGCCUAUGAUGGUUAA
Rotaria sp. Silwood2 is the source of this 2778-nucleotide messenger RNA. The record is from the annotation of a GenBank genome assembly. NCBI's taxonomy places the organism in Eukaryota, Metazoa, Rotifera, Eurotatoria, Philodinida, Philodinidae.